UGGUAUGAACACAGCAACAUCAGCACGGUUUUGCAACCUUCUUCAUUCUUUGACACUCCAGAAGAUUGUUCUUUUCUUCUGCUCGUAUUUUAAUGGCUUUCGGUUUGUCUCGACUAUGGACAAGGUUUCAACAAAAUAUUAACAUGAUGGGAAUUUGGAAAGGCAAACCACGAGCUUGUUUACAAGGUUGAACUUGGUAUCAAUUUAGUGAUAAGUAAGGAAUUGCCAAGAUUCUCGCAAGUGCAGUUUUGAGGGGUUUUGUUUUUAAUAAUCUCGCUUUUUUUUAUUUGGAGGGCUUUUUGUUGCAAAUGGAUAAAGCUUUUGGGGGGCCUGCAUUCUUCAUGGAACUUGGUUUUAGCAAAUGGGUAUGUGCAUUUCUACUGUCUUGUUGGCUCAUCUUCUCUGGAGCAUACUCGGUGGAGGGAUUACGUGGGGAUUCUAAAGUGAGAGGAGUGAACUUGGGAGGGUGGCUGGUCGUGGAAGGCUGGAUUAAACCUUCACUUUUUGAUGGCAUUCCCAACGGAGACAUGCUUGAUGGAACAGAGGUACAAUUUAAGUCAGUGACAUUGCAGAAGUAUGUGUGUGCAGAGAAUGGGGGAGGCUCGAAUGUUACAGUCAGCAGAGAUGUAGCAUCUUCAUGGGAAACUUUUAAGCUAUGGAGAGUUUCGGAAUCAAAAUUUCAGUUGCGCACCUCCAAAGGUCAAUUUAUAUCAUGUGAUAGAGAAGGGUGCUCUGUCUCUGCAACUGCAGAAUACCCUUCCACAUCAGAGACAUUUUUCAUUGAAAGGAAGAAUGGUAGAGUUCACAUAAAACUAGAGAGUGGGGCGUAUCUACAGCUCUCAGGGGACUAUCCAGGAAUGCCGGGAUGGGAUGAUAAUGCAGGCACAUUUGAGAUGACAAUUGUAGCAAAUAACUUGCAUGGAGAUUACCAGCUUGCAAAUGGAUAUGGACGCGAUAAGGCCAAGGAGGUUCUUAAGAGACACAGAAAUAGUUUUAUCACCGUUGAAGAUUUCAAUUUUCUUCAUAGAAAUGGAAUAAAUACUGUGAGGAUCCCAGUUGGCUGGUGGAUUGCUUCUGAUCCUGAUCCUCCUGCUCCAUUUAUUGGAGGAACUCUUGUGGCUCUGGAUAAUGCAUUCUCAUGGGCACAAGCCUAUGACAUAAAGUGCAUAAUCGACCUUCAUGCUGCUCCUGGCUCCCAAAACGGGAUGGAACAUAGUGCUAGUCAAGAUGGUUUUAUAGGCUGGCCUACUUCUCCGGAUUACAUCUCAAAAACAUUGGAUGUUAUUGAUUUUCUAGCUUCCAGGUAUGCAACGCAUCCUGCAUUGCUGGGAAUUGAACUCUUAAAUGAACCAUCUGCACCCACAGUUCCCUUGGAUACUUUAGUUUCAUUUUAUAUGCGAGGCUACCAAAUUGUUCGAAAAUACUCACCAACAGCUUAUGUAAUAAUUUGCCAAAGAAUUGGCAAUGCAGAUCCCUUGGAACUUUAUCAAGCUAACAUAGGCACUCACAAUGUAGUGGUGGAUUUGCAUUUCUACAAUCUUUUUGACACUUUCUUUCUUAAUAUGAGCUCGGCGGAUAAUAUACAAUUCAUAUAUAAGAGCAGGGAAGCUCAAUUACAGGCCCUCAACAGCUCCAAUGGUCCUCUUGUGUUUGUUGUUCAUUCGAGACAUUAUAUAGUUGGAGACUUGGUUAGGGUUCCCAGCAGUAAGAAUAAUUCUUUUGAAAGUGGAUUGAUCUCAGGGGAAUGGGUGAAUGAGUGGAAUGUGACAACUGGAUCAAAGACAGAUUACCAAGAGUUUGGAAAGGCACAAUUAGAGGUAUAUAAUGCUGCUUCAUUUGGAUGGGCUUAUUGGACACUUAAAAAUGACAGACAGCACUGGGAUUUUGAAUGGAACAUAAAGAACAAUUAUCUCCAACUAGGCGAUUCACCCAACAAGCAAAGUCUCAAUAGUUUAAUGUUGCUUGGUAUUACAUGUGCCUGUUUCUAUCUGUAUCACUUUCUGUGAAGAAAUGUCACAUCUGAGUUGCAUCAUUCCUCAUAAUUGAAGAGGAAGAUCUACUAUGCGGUUUUUCUAUGUUUUUGGCUUCCCAACCAUCAAAUUCAUUUUGUUAUACUAAAUUGCAAAGUGCAGUAAUAAUGUGGUUCUUGUAAAGUAUAUGCAGAAAUUGUUGAUGAUGCUGUAAAAUCUUCGAGGCUAAGCUUGUUACACCCAAUAAUCUGCAAAGGAAAUUCUUCCCGGUUUCGC
Juglans regia (Persian walnut) is the source of this 2246-nucleotide messenger RNA. Its product is annotated as probable glucan 1,3-beta-glucosidase A. The record is from RefSeq and is a predicted model, not a curated record. The transcript has 10 exons. Gene Ontology annotation, cellular component: cytoplasm; actin cytoskeleton. Gene Ontology annotation, molecular function: hydrolase activity, hydrolyzing O-glycosyl compounds; actin filament binding; protein-macromolecule adaptor activity. Bases 309 to 2006 code for a protein of 565 amino acids. Lineage: Eukaryota; Viridiplantae; Streptophyta; Magnoliopsida; Fagales; Juglandaceae. Gene Ontology annotation, biological process: establishment or maintenance of cell polarity; cell migration; carbohydrate metabolic process.